AUGCCAGACUCUCCUCAAACAGUCUCCCGCUAUUGGAUCGAUCCUGAUGGUGGCUCCCAGGCCAACGCUUUCAAAGCUUACUGUGACAUGGAUACAAAUGCAGGGGGCUGGACAUUAGUAUGGAGCUAUUCCUUUACUAACUACACUCAUUUUAACGAUCAUUCAAAUGCAAUCACUCCUAGGCCAAAUUGGCCGGCCAAAAAUGAAGUGAAUGUUCCUAUCUCUACAAUUUCUCCAUUAAAUGAAACAGACUACAACGCCAUGAACUUCUCACUCUGGAAAACACUCGGUAGACAGGUCCUCAUCAAGAGCAACAUAAACAACUGGCUGUUGUGUCAACCGGUAACUGGCAGCCUGGUUGAUUGGCAGAAAGGUGACGUCAACUGUACUAUCACAAAAUACGUGGCUGACCCUGGAGAAUCAGCUUCGGCGCCUUCCAAGUUUUCACCAAAAAUCGACCAUGGACCAAUGUUCCAUUCGAGUGGGCGCUGGGACAGCAACUUUUAUUAUUUUAAUGGUUACACGGGCAAAUAUUGGCCUACCCAUGAUCCUUGUGGAAGAAAUGGGCCCAACCAAAAGAAAAAUGUUCUUGAUCCACACGGCAACAUUUUUAUUCGAGCCGAGUAGCAAAGACAGACAAUGACAAACCUUUACACACGUAUCUUCUAGAGUUGGUUAACUUAUCUGCACAAAAUCAUUACAUUACCUUGAAAACGUGUGACGAGAAUCAUCAUCAGGACUUUGAGGGUAUUAAACUGAUAGAACUCUAAAUUCUUCUAUCGUAAUUACUGAGAAAACCCCAUUAGAAGGGAGAAUUUCGGAUCAGAUCUUGGAGGCUGAAGGUUCAAGCUUGUAUCACUCUCGUAAGAUGACAACAGGCAAAGCACCAGUUACACUCAUCAUGAGAGAUCGGGGGAUUAUCUUUCAGAAUGUUUUUUUUCCAAUGGAAUUUUAGGUAAUUCAAAUCACUUCGCGAAACUUUGACUUGAUUAGGUGCUAGUUUCUUCUUUAUUGUUGUACAAAUUUAAGCUCUCAAUGUUUUUAAUCAUGACUACUUUUACCGCUGAUGUUUACAAAACUCGUACCAACCACUAAACCAGAUAGUGCAAUCAGCUAGAGCAAUUUUUAGAAUAAAAUGAGUAAAUAAGAUUCACAUGGGGAAGCCUGGAUCAAUUACCCCUUGAAGUAAUUGUCGCCACGGUUUUUUUUCAUAUUUUCAUGGAAAGGCCAGGAGUAAUGAGUAAUGAGUAACGAGUUGAGUAAUGAGCAUUAAUCAAUAGUAAAAACAUAUAACGAAGUUUGAAAAUGGUGUUCUGCGUGGAAACUUAGUUUGCCUUUUAGGCUAACUACUUUCGAAAUGCUAAUAAAAACAACUUGUAUUUCAUGUUAAGACCAUAGUGUUUGCUAUUACUUAUUCUGCAUUUAUAAACCGUAAUUGAUAUAUUUCAGGAGCUUUUCAAUUCCACUUUGAGUUUUUUCAGCCACCUGACCAAAUAAAUUCUCGUUAGAUUUCUUAAUUACGGAUAUUUUUGCCUUUUAUGAUUGUUUUCUUCGACUCAUUCGAUAAAAAAGGCAAAUUAAAGCUGAUCUUUAUUUCAAGGUUUUGAAUCACGCGUUCUGAACUUCUGAACACUCAGUCUUAUUCCCAAAAUCUCACGCACCCAUACUUUCUCCGAUCCCCGAGAGAAUGAUAAGUAUUAAUAAAUAAAACAGACCAUAAAAUCAUUUUAGGUUGUACUCAAAUGAAUUGCGUUUAUUUUUGUUUGGCAAAAACUCGAUAAAAUCACAAGGAGUAAAGAUCUGCUCCCAAUGUCACUUUUCCCAUCGACGAUGGCUUUAAAAUUUGUGAGUGACUUCUUUUCAAAGUCAUGUAAUGUAUUAAGUAACAAUCCAACAGGGUCCUCCUACUUUCCUUGUUCUUCGGUAUGAUAUUAUAUCAUUUUAAUUUCCUUUCUUGCAGAUCUUUGCUUGGGACAUGUUUGCUCUCAUAUGGGCUUUUUCGGUUUCACCAAAGAUAUCUGCAGAAGAAGAUCAGGGCAUGUUCUUUCGCAUAUAAGAAAACGUUUUUCUUGAUGAUGAAAAUGUUCUUCAAAGUGAAAAAAGCUGACUCUAUAUUGACCUGUGCUCGAAUGUGUAGGAGAGAAGCUGCUUGUAAAGAAGCAAAUUUUAAUCGAAAGUGAAUACCUACUCUUUUUUUAAAAUAAAUGUACAAAUUUAAGUGUAGCUUGCAAACUAUAAAUAUGAGUGAAAGUUCCUUACUCACGCGAAAGGCUGCCUGUUUUUGGGUCACUUAAUAAGUUGCCUUUCAAGGAGUCUCUAGUCCACAAGGUAUGUGAAUUUUUUUACAGCAAAUUUGUCGUCGCACAAAGCUCAGUUCACGGUGGCUCACACUGAAUUUCGUCAUUUUUAAGUCACCAACUCCUCAAAUGAAUGACACUGCCACACCUUUUGGCGUGGUCGGUAGAAUGUGUUUUCAAAAAAUACCUAUUCCGUCUCUAAAUGUCACAUUUAACACAACAGCCAUACAAAAGCAACUUUUUUUUAGGUUUAUGUGCCUGUAACUUAAAGCAAAGGUUGAUAACCAUAUUGUUUGAUCAUAGGAAAGAACACGCCAGCACCCCGUGGAUUAACCCAGCAUUCAACAGUCACAUCGUGCAAGACUCUCCUCGACCAAUCUCUCCCUCCCUCCACAGGUAUUUAUUGGAUUAAUCCUGAAGGUGUGUCUCAGUCCAACGCUUUCAAGGUUUAUUGUGACAUGGAAGACCAGUGGGGGGGUUGGACUCUCGUAUUGAGUUAUUCCUUUACUAAUUACAGCCACUUUCGUGAUUGUUAAUGCGAUCACUCCAAGAACAAAUUGGCCUGUUUGGUUUGAUAGGUAUAGGCAUGUUCCUGUCUCCACAACUCCUUCAUUAAAUGAAACAGAAUACAACGCCGUGAACUUCUCACUCUGGAAAAACCUCGGCAGACAGAUCUCAUCAAGAGCAACACAAACAACUGGCUGGUGUGUGAUCCGGAAAAUGGCAGGAUGGUAGAUUGGCAGGAUGGUGACAUCAACUGUAUGAUCAUUAAACACGUGACUAACACGUGCAAAGAGACACCAGCACCUUCAUUUUUGGCAGUAGAUUAGGCUUUGGACCGAUAUUCUUUACCCACAGCUGUAAUUAUAAUUUCGAUACUCUUACAGAGUAUGACUGGCCUGUCCGUGAUCCAUGUGGAAAAGGUGAGCUUGACCAGUUGAACGGCGUCGCUGAGCCUCGUGGGAACAUUUUCAUCCAUUAAUUGAUGAACAUUAAUUGUUCACCGAUGUGUAAUUUUUCCUGUCAGUGGUGAACGAGAUCUCUGAAUAAACUCACGAAAGAUUUUGCGCGUUCUCAGAGUCAAAUAGUUCUUUAACGAAGUUCAGAACCCGUCAUCGAAAAUACAGCUUUUAAAGUCUUUAAAGUGGCCAAUUUACGCCAGUUAUCAACUCAGUUGAUAGAGCCAAAUUACCCUGUUAUACUCUCUCUCCGACGCAGCACCACAAACUUACCCCCUUCAUUCAUUUUUUUAACCCUCUUCCAAAGUCCUUUUUGACCUUUCGACUAUAAAGUUGUUGGUUUAGUACUUAUCUUUAUCAUUAUAGAACAAAACGCUUCUCCGCUCCCAGGUCCUAACCGGCAUUCAGCCGUAACCUCGUGCCAGACUCUCCUCAAACAAUAUCCCGCUACGUGUGUUUAAUGGAUCGACCCCCAUAAUGGAUCCCAGGUCAACACUUUCAAGGCUUACUGUGACACGAAUACUUAUGGAGGGGGCUGGACACUCGUAUGGAGCUAUUCCUUUACUAACUACGCUCAUUUAAAUGAUGGUUCAAAUGCCAUCACUCCGAGGCCAAAUUGGCCGGCCAAGAAUGAAGUUAAUGCUCCUAUCUUCAUAACCCCUCCGUUAAAUGAAACAGACAACGACGCCAUGAACUUCUCACACUGGAAACAACUCGGCAGACAGGUCCUAAUCAAGAGCAACAUCAACAACUGGCUGGUGUGUCAUCCAGGACCUGGCAGCUUGGUUUUUGGUGGGAAGGUGACAUCAACUGUUCGAUCAUCAAACACGUGA
This is a messenger RNA of Pocillopora meandrina, 4089 nucleotides long. NCBI's taxonomy places the organism in Eukaryota, Metazoa, Cnidaria, Anthozoa, Scleractinia, Pocilloporidae. The record is from the annotation of a GenBank genome assembly.